This is a messenger RNA of Ziziphus jujuba (common jujube), 2800 nucleotides long. RefSeq names its product beta-amyrin synthase 1. The record is from RefSeq and is a predicted model, not a curated record. Gene Ontology annotation, biological process: triterpenoid biosynthetic process. The coding region runs from base 346 to 2628 and encodes 760 amino acids. Lineage: Eukaryota; Viridiplantae; Streptophyta; Magnoliopsida; Rosales; Rhamnaceae. Gene Ontology annotation, molecular function: beta-amyrin synthase activity. The transcript is spliced from 18 exons. Gene Ontology annotation, cellular component: lipid droplet.
UAUAUAGUGGAGGUUCCAACAUGAAGUGAUCGGAGUAUAUAUAUAUACAACCUAUGAUAACCAUUUCUAAGUACUAGGAGAUGGUUAAAGAGGUAUAGGAUCUCAAAAACAUCAAAAUUCCGAUUCAUUUCACAUUUUUCAUUCACUAGUUGGUCCAGCUGAUCAGAAUGAGAUCCUCUCUUAACUAAUAUUUAACUCGCUAGCUACUACUACACCUCAAAUCGAAUUAAUUAUCUUUUACAGGUAGGCAUAUAUAUAAUUUUCACUAGGUAUAUAUACAUAUAUUUGUGCAUGUAUUGCAUAUAGUGGGCAGGAAGUUGAAGAUAUUAUAGAAAUCAUCAGAAAAUGUGGAAGAUUAAGUUUGGAGGGAGUGCAGAGGAGCCAUACUUGUUCAGCACAAACAACUUUCAUGGAAGGCAGACAUGGGAGUAUGAUGCUGAUGCUGGAACCCCAGAAGAGAGAGCUCAAGUUGAAAAGGCUCGCCAACAUUUUUACCAAAACCGGUUCAACGUUCAGGCCUGCAGCGACCACCUCUGUCGCUUUCAGCUUCUAAGAGAGAAGAAAUUCAAACAAAGUAUUCCUCAAGAGAAGGUUGAUGAUGAUGAUGAGAAAAUUAGUUAUAAAACUGCUGAUGCAACAAUGAGGAGGGCAAUCAACUUCUGGUCUGCCUUGCAAAGUCCACACGGCCAUUGGCCUGCUCUAAAUGCUGGUGUUAUGUACUACGUCCCUCCCUUGGUGUUUUGUAUGUAUAUUACCGGGACACUUCAUACCAUAUUCAAUGAACAUCAUCGAAGGGAAAUGCUGUGGUAUAUGUACUGCCAUCAGAAUGAAGAUGGUGGAUGGGGAUUGCACAUUGAAGGGCCAAGUAUGAUGAUGUGUACGGUUCUCAACUAUCUGGCCAUGAGGAUACUCGGAGAAGGACCGGAUGGCGGCCUGAACAGUGCCUGUAGCAGAGCAAGAAAGUGGAUUCUGGAUCAUGGUGGCGCCAUGUACUCUGCAUGUUGGGGAAAGACUUGGAUGGCUAUUCUGGGUGUGUAUGAUUGGGAAGGAAGCAACCCAAUGCCACCAGAGUUUUGGUUCCAUCGAACUCUAGUACCUUUGCAUCCAUCUAAGAUGUUCUGUUAUUGUCGUUUGACGUUAAUGCCCAUGUCAUACUUUUAUGGAAAGAGAUUCGUUGGGCCCAUCACACCACUCAUUCAACAGCUUAGAGAAGAAAUCUACCACCAACCGUACAAUCAAAUCAAAUGGCCAAGAGUCCGUCAUUUUUGUGCAGAGGAGGAUAAUAACUACCCCAAUGGUCGAUUACAACGCUUGAUGUGGGAUGGUUUUUACUAUGUGGCCGAGCCUCUUCUGAAUAGUAGGUUAUUCAGAAGGAUAAGAGAGCAUGCUGUCCAAAAAACAAUCGAUUAUAUCCAUUAUGAAGAUGAGAACAGUCGGUAUAUUACUAUUGGAUGCGUAGAAAAGCCAUUGAUGAUGCUUGCUUGCUGGGCGGAUGAUCCUAAUGGUGAAUAUUUUAAGAAGCAUAUUCCAAGGGUUGCUGAUUACUUGUGGAUUUCUGAAGAUGGAUUGACCACGCAAAGCUUUGGGAGUCAGACAUGGGAUGCUAGUUUUUCAGUUCAAGCUCUGCUUGCUGCCAAUAUCAGUAACGAAAUUGGACCUGUACUAAAGAGAGCACAUGAAUUUUUGAAGAUAUCACAGGUGAGGGUAAAUCCUUCUGGUGACUACUUAGCCCAUUUUCGCCACAUUUCUAAAGGAGCAUGGACUUUCUCUGAUAGAGAUCAUGGUUGGCAAGUUUCUGAUUGUACUGCAGAAGCUCUCAAGUGUUGCUUGAUGCUCAAAACCAUGCCACCGGAACUUGUGGGGGAGCCAAUGGAACCGGAGUGUUUAUACGAUGCAGUUAAUGUCAUACUUACGCUACAGAGUAAAAAUGGUGGUGUAUCAGCUUGGGAGCCAACAGGAGCUCCAAGAUGGUUGGAGUGGCUGAAUCCUGUGGAAUUCCUUGAGGACCUUGUGCUUGAAUACGAGUAUGCAGAAUGCACUUCCUCUUCAAUUCAGGCCUUGGUUUUAUUUAGGAUGUUAUUCCCCGUGCAUAGGAAGAAAGAGAUUGAUGAGUUUAUCACCAAGGCUGUGACAUACCUCGAACAAAUUCAAAUGCCAGAUGGCUCAUGGUAUGGGAGUUGGGGAAUAUGCUUUGUGUAUGGGACAUGGUUCGCAAUCAAAGGGCUGGAGGCCGCUGGGAAGAACUAUUAUAACUGUGAGGCUGUGCGCAGAGGUGUUGAGUUUUUACUUAAUACACAGAGAGAGGAUGGUGGUUGGGCUGAGAGCUACAAAUCAUGCACUAACAAGGUAUAUACACCAUCUGAAGGAGACCACUCCAAUCUGGUGCAAACUGCAUUAGGAUUGAUGGGUUUAAUCCAUGGUCUACGGGCUGAUGGAGACCCAACUCCUAUACAUCGAGCUGCAAAGCUUUUGAUAAAUUCCCAAUUGGAAAAUGGAGAUUUCCCACAACAGGAAAUGAUGGGAGUUUACAUGAAGAACUGCAUGCUGCACUAUGCAGCUUACAGGAACAUUUUUCCAUUGUGGGCUCUCGCUGAAUACCAGAAUUUAGUACCAUUUCCUUCUAAUUAAACAAACAGCAAAUCGUGGAGCAAGUUUGCAAAAAGUGCGAAGGCAGUCUUACCCAAAAGCUUGAAAAAUUUUAUACUUACUAAAUCUACACAAACGUUGAUGAAUUAUUAUAGUUAAAUUAAGUUUAGCCAUUGGCUAAUCAAAUAUGAUAAAUACAUAAGAGAAUGUUUUA